AUGUUCUCGAAUGUCAGCAAACUCUGCUUUGAUCUCCUCUCUCCAAGGUACAAUGCCCGUUUCAAAAUUGUUGGUGGAGAAUCCAAGUACCCUUUCCUUAUUUCCCCUGCGAGCUUUGACAAGAUCCAAAAAUCCAUGAACGAUUCGCGCUGUAAUAUCUCUACGGAUUUCAGUGGUUCUUUCAAGGGUAUGCAUUCAGACAACGUCCGUUCCAUGUAUCGAUCUGUUGAUUGGAUCGCCCUUCAAGAACAAAUGUUAAAGAUCAUUAAGUACUAUAGGGGCAAUAAUCUGGUUGGUAGAACAGAUGUUCUAAUGAUCCCCUUUGGCUCAAGAAACAUCAACUUGAAUACUGAAAGAAAAACAGCUGCGUAUACUGAAACAAUGAAAACUUACUUGGCAGGCCUGUCGCAAAGUUGGGACAAUAGAGUUUUAGCCGAUAAAUCUGAAAGGGCCUACCCCAACACGCGAACCCUGUGCAAGCACUUCCUUGUAGCGUAUUUUGGUGACACGUUUAGCACGGGGUUUACCUGGACUUCCUUGGAUGAAAAUGUCAAUGGCGAGGUAACCGAGCUUUUAGAAUGUAUCUCGUUUUUUUGGAAUAACCGUGUUGUCAAAAUAAACAUACAUACUUUAACCAGUCGCUAUAAAGACCUUACUCCAUAA
Messenger RNA from Mucor mucedo, 663 nucleotides. RefSeq lists its product as uncharacterized. NCBI's taxonomy places the organism in Eukaryota, Fungi, Mucoromycota, Mucoromycetes, Mucorales, Mucoraceae. The record is from RefSeq and is a predicted model, not a curated record. Bases 1 to 663 code for a protein of 220 amino acids. The transcript has 2 exons.